Aureobasidium subglaciale EXF-2481 is the source of this 819-nucleotide messenger RNA. RefSeq lists its product as uncharacterized. Lineage: Eukaryota; Fungi; Ascomycota; Dothideomycetes; Dothideales; Saccotheciaceae. Bases 1 to 819 code for a protein of 272 amino acids. Gene Ontology annotation, biological process: fatty acid beta-oxidation. Gene Ontology annotation, cellular component: peroxisomal matrix. The transcript is spliced from 2 exons. The record is from RefSeq and is a predicted model, not a curated record.
AUGUCGCAAGCUGAAAAGGAAAUCACACUGGAGACUCGCGGCAAUAUCGCCAUCAUCACUCUCAAUCUACCAAAGAAGUUGAACGCACUCAAUGGAGACCAUUACUUCCGCCUUGCCAAAUUGAUGAAGGAGGUUGCUGUCAUGGACGAUAUUUUCAUAACCGUCUUGACUGGAAAGGGUCGUUACUUCUCCGCCGGCGCAGACGUCUCAAUCUCAAAAGCACCACCAAAAGACACCGAUACCCAACGUCACUACCUCCAAGGCUUUGUGGCUCAAAAUCUACACAUCACACACGCCUUCUACACCCACCCGAAGAUCCUCAUCGCUGCUCUAAACGGUCCUGCAGUGGGUCUCUCUGCUGCCUUGACCGGAUUCGCCGAUUUCGUCUAUGCCGCCCCGCACACUUUUAUCCUUACACCAUUCAGCAGUCUGGGCUUGGUGGCAGAAGGUGGUUCAAGCAGAGCCUUUGUCUCAAGACUCGGUAUAUCAAAGGCGAAUGAGGCAUUGAUCAUGAGCAAGAAGUUGACUUGUGAGGAACUUGUCAAUGUUGGCUAUGUGAAUGGAGUUAUGGAUGUCAAGCCUGGAGAGGAUGAGAAGUUUUUGAAAUUGGUGCUUGCGGAAAUUGAUAACAGACUUGGCAAGCACUUAAUCCUGGAGAGUUUGAUUGGCAUCAAGAAGUUGAUCAGGAGACCCGAGAGAGGGCUCUUGGAUGCUCAAGGUGUUGCAGAGGUCUUUGGUGGAUUGGAUAGAUUCGUCAGCGGUGUGCCGCAGGAGCAGUUCAGAAAAAUUGCCUCUGGUGAGAAGAAGCAUAAGCUGUAG